AUGUGGAUUCUUGAGUGGUUUCAAGAUGUUUUAGCUUCUUUAGGAUUAUGGAACAAACAUGCCAAGCUGCUAUUUUUGGGUUUGGAUAAUGCAGGCAAAACGACAUUGCUCCAUAUGCUAAAAAAUGAUCGUAUGGCCACUUUGCAACCGACUUUACAUCCCACAUCCGAAGAGCUUUCUAUCGGUAAUGUCCGUUUCACUACAUUCGAUCUUGGGGGUCACCAACAGGCUAGAAGAUUAUGGAAAGAUUAUUUUCCUGAAGUCAAUGGCAUUGUCUAUUUAGUUGAUGCUGCUGAUUCCGAAAGAUUUGAAGAAUCAAAGGCUGAAUUGGAUGCUUUGUUUGCCAUCGAAGAGUUGGCCAAAGUGCCAUUUUUGAUUCUCGGCAAUAAGAUUGACUCUCCAAAAGCUGUCAGUGAAAAUGAAUUGAGACAUUUCUUGGGUUUGUACAACACAACCGGUAAAGACAGAGUCCAACUUACCGACACAAGACCGGUUGAGGUUUUCAUGUGCUCAAUCGUCAUGAGACAAGGUUACGGCGAAGGAUUCAGAUGGUUAUCACAAUACAUUUAA
Molecule: messenger RNA, 570 nt
Organism: Ogataea parapolymorpha DL-1
Lineage: Eukaryota; Fungi; Ascomycota; Pichiomycetes; Pichiales; Pichiaceae
Product: Small COPII coat GTPase sar1
Exons: 2
Coding region: 1-570 (189 amino acids)
Biological process (GO): intracellular protein transport; vesicle organization; membrane organization
Cellular component (GO): endoplasmic reticulum exit site; COPII vesicle coat
Molecular function (GO): GTPase activity; GTP binding
Source: RefSeq, a predicted model, not a curated record